UCAAGGUUGGUGGUACUUCUCCUCCCGAACGAACGUAACUAAUCCAAGGCUAGCUAGCUUGGCAGCAGCUAUAUAUGACCACCCCCCAUUCGUUGCCAUUGUUUCCUUGCACCCCAUCACCGGCAACAACUUCAUUCCCCUCGACUCAACACCAUCGUCUCCCCUCCCCUCCUACUCCCUCUCAUCAGUUGUUGCUGGUUUUAGGCUAUAGCUAGGUGGAUCAUUUCACUCCAGCUACAGUAGUGCCUUCUUUAUCUAUCCUCUAGUGAUCGCUGUGUGUGUGUGAGAGAGAGAUUCACCCGUCGACCAUGAGCAUCUCCGUGAACGGGCAGUCGGUGGUGCCGCCGGGGUUCCGGUUCCACCCGACGGAGGAGGAGCUGCUCACCUACUACCUCGCCAAGAAGGUGGCCUCGCAGCGCAUCGACCUCGAUGUCAUCCCCGACGUCGACCUCAACAAGCUUGAGCCAUGGGACAUCCAAGAGCGCUGCCGGAUCGGAACCGGCCCGCAGAACGAUUGGUACCUGUUCAGCCACAAGGACAAGAAGUACCCAACGGGAACGCGCACCAACCGCGCCACCGCAGCCGGGUUCUGGAAGGCCACAGGCCGGGACAAGGGCAUCUACUCCGCCGCCGGGUCCGGCCGCAUCGGCAUGCGCAAGACGCUCGUCUUCUACAAGGGCCGUGCCCCACACGGCCACAAGUCUGAUUGGAUCAUGCACGAGUACCGCCUUGACGACGCCGUCGCCGCUGCGACCAGCCCCGUCUUUGCUGCCGGCGACGCAAGUUCCUACUACUCCGGCAUCUCAUCCCCGGUUCGCGGCGUGGCCGGAGACCAGUCGCCGCCGGCACAGGAGGACGGGUGGGUCAUCUGUAGGGUGUUCAGGAAGAAGAACAUCGUCGUGCAGCACCAGAACGGCGGCGGCGCAGCGUCCAACAAGCUGGUCGGCGCCGGUGCCAUGGAGUACAGCCAGAGCAACUGCUCGUCCGCGGUGACCGCCGCCAGCGACAAGGCCAAGGCGCACAUGCACCAGCAGCAGCACCUGCCGCACAGCGACGACGCGCUCGAUCACAUCCUCAGCUAUAUGGGCCGCUCAUCCACGGCAUCCUGCAAGCAGGAGACCAAGCCCACCAACCCGUCAUCGUCAGCGCUGGACCACCUGAUCAACGGCGCGUGCCACAGCGGCAGCAGCACCCUGCAGUACGAUAAGUUCAUGAAGCUCCCACCGCUCGAGCACGUUGUCCCCGGCGGGCUCCUGCCGCCGCCGGCCGAGUACGGCCGUGACUGGGACGAUCUUGACCGGCUGGCGGCGUACGAGCUCAACGGCCUCUCUCACCCAGCGUCGGCAAAUACGACGAAUAGCAUGUCCUACAUCGCCGACGAGCUUGGUGGCACCACCUCCUACUCCGGCGGUGGAACCCUACACGCUUCCUCCGUCACCGGGGCUGGCGACGGUGACCUGUGGAGCCUAGCGCGGUCGGUGUCAUCGCUACACGCCGACUUGGCGAUAACCUGUUUUAACGCUGUCGGAUGUUGACACUGUCCAAGCCCAAACUUGCUUAUUUUUAUAAGGAUAUUUUUCGUAUAUAGAGCUGAUUCAAUCGCACGCACUACAGGAGUGUCCAGAUUCUACAUAACGAGAUGCAGAGUGAAUAUGUUCAAAGAAAUGUUGUCAUACAAAAAAAGAGUAAAAAUAGAUAAAUAACCUAGGAUGGAGGAGGUCCUAUCCAAAGACCACACAACCAUCCAUGAUUGCAGAACACCUUCCUCUGCCGGAGCCUUCUUCAUCAACUUUGCUGCAAUGAUGACGAUGUGGGGAUAGUGCUCUUUGGACCAUGGGUUCCAAACAGUAGCUAUGUGUCAUCUGUUGUAUGUCGUUCUUCAAUACAGAGAUGUCUAACAUUAUUGUGAUCA
Messenger RNA from Triticum aestivum (bread wheat), 1912 nucleotides. RefSeq names its product NAC domain-containing protein 66. Lineage: Eukaryota; Viridiplantae; Streptophyta; Magnoliopsida; Poales; Poaceae. The coding region runs from base 309 to 1535 and encodes 408 amino acids. Gene Ontology annotation, biological process: regulation of DNA-templated transcription. The record is from RefSeq and is a predicted model, not a curated record. The transcript has 3 exons. Gene Ontology annotation, molecular function: DNA binding.